Aureobasidium uvarum is the source of this 1228-nucleotide messenger RNA. The record is from the annotation of a GenBank genome assembly. Lineage: Eukaryota; Fungi; Ascomycota; Dothideomycetes; Dothideales; Saccotheciaceae.
CAACAUGGCAGAGUCGAAGACUGCUUCUCCCGACCAUUAUUCUAUACCUAGGGAUGAUGAGGAAGGGUUGACAAUCGAACGCGAUUGGACAGAAGAAGAGGAAAGGAAGGCCAAAUGGAAGUCACUCGACCGUGGGAACAUUGCAAACGCCAUCACCGACAACCUCAUGAAGGACGUCGGCAUUGUCCAGAAUCAAUUCAACGUCGGUCAGCAAAUGUUGUCGCUUGGCAUUGUCCUUUUUGAGAUCCCUUCCAACAUGAUUCUGUACCGUGUUGGUCCUGGAAAAUGGUUGACACUUCAACUCUUCCUCUUUGGGAUCGUUAGUACUUUUCAGGCCUUCCAGAACAACUAUGCAUCUUUCAUUGCGACUCGCUUCCUUCUUGGCUUGACCGAAUCUGGCUUCAUACCUGGUGGUCUGUGGACCAUAUCUACAUGGUAUACGAGAAGAGAGACAGCCAAGAGGGUCAUGGUAUUUUACUUUGGCAAUCAAUUCGGCCAGGCUUCAGCCAAACUCCUUGCAUACGGUAUUCUUCAUAUGCGUGGAGUAGCCGGCAGGCCUGGUUGGUUUUGGUUGUUCGUUCUUAUGGGUGGCUUUACCUGCUUCUGUGGUUUCAUCUUCGGCUUCUUUCUUCCCGACUCUUUCCGCAGUCCCUGCUCGACUUNNUUCUUGCCUGGGCGUGCAUUAUUCACACCCAGAGAAAUCCAUAUCCUCAGGAAUCGCGUUUUGCUCGAUGACCCCGCAAAGGGGAAGAAGAAGAAGAGGAUUGGUUUGACCGCGUUCAAGAAGGCUUUUAGCAACUGGCGCAUGUGGGUGCAUUUCCUCAUCACAUUGACCAACAACGGUCCCCAACGUGCUUUCGAUACAUACGCGCCCUCCAUCGUCAAUGGCUUUGGCUUCGGAGGCUUGUCUGCAAAUGCCUUAGCAGCUGUGGGUCUGUUUUUACAGAUCCCCGUCUCUUACACAUUCAGCUAUGUCUCGGAUCACNUUAAGUUCAGUUCACGACGUGGUGAGACACUUGUGGCAGGUUUGAGUCUGCACCUAUUUGGCUACGUCCUCAAUCGCAUCUUUACCGAAAUCGACAAUCGCGGUGUCCGCUACUUUGGUGUAUCAGAGACUGGUUCAGAGACACACGGCGAUGGUGUGCUCAGGGCUUCCGUUCCUGCUGAUGAACAGCCAAAGUUGGUCGCAGUGAGUGAGCGAAAGCUGGCGUCGACCAGCGCCCGUGCC